GCCUUGGUCGCGGGCUUCGCACACUUCGCUCCUCUCAUAAUAUAAGGGCUGGAGCUGGACUGCGUAAUUGUCAGACAACGAUCACGUGUCAUCGCCGUCGGACUCCAGUCUGCUCAAUUUCUCAAUCGAUCGUCAUUCGAACAUACCAGGAUUUUACUCUCGAAGCGAUUCAUGUUGUACUUUGAUUGACUGCUUAGAGGUUUGGGUCUGCAACCUCUACUGUUGAACCUCUACCGUCCAUAGCUGGUGGUUAUUGCUCUGAUGGUCGAGGAAUUGAGAUUGAUUGCAAGUCAACCUGUUCCGCCGGGAACUCUGUGCCGAUGUUCUGCAGUGGUGAGGCGUAUAGGAAAGGAUCAUGCAAUUCGCCGUUCGUGGACAUCUUUGUUCUCCCUACUGUAGCGCUAAAACAGUUGAAGUUCUUAUAGCUUCGUGGUUCCAUUCUUCGUUUUGGAAUGAAAGAACUUUGCCGCGUUCCGCAGUUGACACACAGCUGGGCAGUUAUUUUAUAAAACCCACUAUUGUUGCAGAUAUGGGGUUGGAUGCUGGGCUGAUUGUGCAGAAGACGCAGAGGAAGCUAAGGCUACUUGGCUUGCAUGGCUUUCGGACAAGUGGAGAUAUCCUUCAGCGCCAACUUUCAAAGUGGGACCCUUCUUUGCAUGAUCUAAUCGAUGUGGAUUGCAUCGAUGCUCCUCUUCCCUCCGUUGGGAAAUCGGACGUAGAGGGCAUCUUCGAGGGCCCUUACUACGAAUGGUUUAGAUUUAACAAGGAUUUCACUGAGUUUUAUUACAUGGAUGAGAUGUUCUCUUACAUUACGGAUUACAUGAAGUUGCACGGACCGUACGAUGGUUUGAUAGGUUUCUCUCAGGGAGCGAUUAUUUCUGGAUGCAUUGCUGGACUUCAAGAAAAGGGGCUAGCGCUACAAGAUGUGCCACCCAUUCGAUUAGUCGUCCUUGUGGCUCCUGCUCAACUCCGAGCGCCGCAUUUGAAAAUCGUAUACGAAGAACCCACUAUCAAGUGCCCCACAUUGGCAUUUCUUGGAGACAAGGACUGGUUGAGAUCUGCUGGCUUGGACGCGCUUAAGUCAUUUGCAAACUGCACAAUCAUCAACCAUCGUCAUGGUCACACGGUUCCUAGAUUAGAUGAAGCAGAGACUGCAACCGCAGCCCGAUUCUUGAAGUCACAACUCGCUGCUAUCGAUGCGAUGCCCCAAGAUCAAGUGAAAGAUUCAUAUCUGACCUUCACAGCUGUGCACAACAUUGUAGAUUCCAAAGUACACAUCAACCCACGCAAUGAAGACAUUUACGCCACACCUUGAUCAAAAGUAGUGCAGUACAAGAACAUAUGUACGAUACUUCCCUUGUCACUCUCACUGUGACCCAUUGCAGGGGCACGAACAGGUGAUACGUUGUAUCAAAAAAAUUGGAAUCUAGAAUGUAGAACCAAAUUUUUACAGCAUCCCUUAGUACCUGUAGCAUACAAUUUAUCGCUGCAGGUUUAGAAGUAGUGUCAAAUUCGAUGCAAUUUUUUACGUGCAAAAUGUGGGGCUUUACAGAGUGAAGUAUGUCAGAGCACUGAAUCACUUCGUUUGCUUCGCCCCGCUCUUCAAGAACUCAUUGCAUAGUUUUGCAUUGGUUAAGGUGAAGGGACACAUGAAUAAACACGGUCUGGGACUUCUACCUCUACUUGCAUCA
Physcomitrium patens is the source of this 1691-nucleotide messenger RNA. RefSeq lists its product as uncharacterized. NCBI's taxonomy places the organism in Eukaryota, Viridiplantae, Streptophyta, Bryopsida, Funariales, Funariaceae. The record is from RefSeq and is a predicted model, not a curated record.